Messenger RNA from Dovyalis caffra, 345 nucleotides. NCBI's taxonomy places the organism in Eukaryota, Viridiplantae, Streptophyta, Magnoliopsida, Malpighiales, Salicaceae. The record is from the annotation of a GenBank genome assembly.
AUGAAAAUGAAGGUUUGUUGUUUCCUGCUUCUCCUAAUGAUUCUUGCUGUGAUUUUGCUAUACCAUCAGCCAAGCAUAGCAUACAAAGCAAUGGCCUUAGUGUCGGACCGCAGUCUUGAAAUGGGUACGGUUAAAAUCGCUUCUAACAAGCAUUUCUCCACCGAAGUAAAGGUGGAGAAAGGAAGGAGACUCCGGAGGUCAAUUCCAUCACCACCUCCUCCAAAACCCAAUAGACUUCGGAGCUGGUUGUUUCCACCCAAGCAUGGCGCCAGUCCUCCACCGCCACUACCUAUACCACCAUUGUUACCGCCCCCGCCGCCACCAUUGUCACCUACUGGCGCAUGA